Messenger RNA from Cylicostephanus goldi, 525 nucleotides. The record is from the annotation of a GenBank genome assembly. Lineage: Eukaryota; Metazoa; Nematoda; Chromadorea; Rhabditida; Strongylidae.
AUGUCCGAUUUGACCGAGGAGCGUGUUGUGCAAUAUUUACGAGAUAAUCCGUCAGUGCUCGAAAAUUACGUCACUGGACCGAAUGUCUCAUCGGAAACCUUUCAAAGAUGGAUGCAGCGCCGAAACAAUUGGAAUCAUUUACGGCGAGAUGCCAGGAAAAUUUUCAAUGGAGCGUGGGGAUCAGAAGAUCUGGAGACAAGACGACGAAUAAUCCUAGAUCACGGAGAUGAUCAGGUUCGUAUUCUCUAUGAAUUGGCCCAGUGCUGCGCACAGAUCGCAAAUACCGAUCUUGUCGAGUUAUUCGUACAAAACGAGGAAGGAGUUUUCCUAGUUUACAAGGAUCGGGAAUCGGCAGAUGAGCCGAAAAUUAAAUGUCGAAAGGUCAAGCGAGCACGAAAAAAUCCGAUGCAUCUACAGAAGUUAGUCGAUGUCAACGAGGGAAAUAUCGGUAGGCACACUUAUGUCGGAAGCUCUAAAAUUCUUACAUUCUAUCUUUUCUCGAAAUCGCAGCUGUUGAUUAUUUAA